This is a messenger RNA of Callithrix jacchus (white-tufted-ear marmoset), 2763 nucleotides long. It is a transcript of the gene CEP95, whose product is annotated as centrosomal protein 95. Gene Ontology annotation, cellular component: spindle pole; centrosome. Lineage: Eukaryota; Metazoa; Chordata; Mammalia; Primates; Cebidae. The record is from RefSeq and is a predicted model, not a curated record.
AUGUCCCUCCCUCUUUCACGCCUCCUUCCCAGCGCUUGGGUUCGUUCGCCCUCAUCCAAGCGUCGAAUCUGUGUGGAUCGGUCCUUCCAGGACACCGUAGCCUGCCUGGCCUGUAGGGGUCCGGCGGCAAACUGCCUCCAAAACAUGGCCGGCUCGGAGGCUGAGUGGGUAACCAUUGCCAACAACCUUCUUUUUAAGUGUCACAUACAUCUGAGAAUACAUGAACUUCAAGACUGUGAUGCUAAUGUUUUUAUUGCCCUUUAUCAGUCUAUUUUGGGAGAAAAAGUACCAGACUUCAUAGCUAUUCCUAGGAGUCAAGAGGAUGAUGCACACAACGUACAAGCAGUAAUUGAUUCACUGGCCUUGGAUUACCUGCAGGUCAGCUUGUCUCAUAUAACAGGAGAAAAUAUUGUGAAAGGAGAUAAAGAAUCUAUUAAGAAUCUCCUAGAAAUAUUUGAUGGUUUGUUGGAGUAUCUUACAGAACACAUCAGUGAAACAUCUCAUGAGAAAAGUGAAACUGACCAGAAUUUUAAAGAAUUCGAUCAACGAGAACGUUUGGAAGAGCCAGAAAGUACUAAAGACUCUAAAUCAUCAUGGAAAAGAGUUUCUUUUCAGAGGUGCUCCUUGUCUUCUGAGACGUUGGGCCCCUCUUGGGAUGGAGAUGAAGCAGAAUCCACUGGUGAAAUCAUUAGACUUGGAGACACAGCACACACCUUUUCUCUAAGAAGUAAUGUUACCCAAUGUCCUAAUGAAAUGCUGUCUAAAAAAGCCUCAGCCUCACCAAGUUCUAAGUCGCAUGAAGAUGUGUCGUGCCCUUCUAGUGUUUUGUCCAAGAAUAGGACAUCCUUUGUUGAAGACGUGGAAACCCUUUCUGUGAGGAUUCCAAAUGCUAGGAAGCUAGGGGAGCCUAUUCGAGCAGCUAUUCCUUUACAUCCACCCUACCAUCCUUCAGAGCCUCGAGCACCCUGCCCCAUAGGAAAAGAAUACUUGCGUUCAAAUCUCUGCUCACCAGCCGUAAAUUCUGCUGGAGAGUAUAUGGAAUUUUCUGGGGAUCUAGAUGAUAGAGUUUUCUUAACUUCCAAGUUGCCUAACGAUAGCAAGCAGGAAGCAGAUCCAGCUCAGGUCCCGGGGCCUAGGACAAGGAAGGCUCCCAAAGGAAAAAGAAAUGGAAAUAGAGCUACAGCCUCAUCCUUCAAUUCACCUUUCCCCCAGAGGCCAAGAAAGAGAUUAACGGAGCAAGAAUUACAUGCUGUAUCGGAGAAACUCUCUCAGCGGCUCUCUGAAUUAGAUUGGAUGUUAAAAAGUGCCCUGGGUGAUCGGAUUAAAGAAAAGACUGACCAUAAAGAAGAUACUGGAAGUGAAGAAGUAGAGGAUGGAACUGAGGAGACACUGUCUCAGCACAGUGAUGGCAUCAUGGAGUAUGGGCCAAAGAAGUCAAGGCCAGGACUUUCCGUGCGUAGAAAGCCACCAUACAGAUCCCAUUCACUCUCUCCAUCUCCCGUUAACAAACAGAAACAGUUCCACAUGGAGAGAAAAAGGCAGCGCAAGCCAAGAGAAACAGAUAUCCGCCAGUUACGAGCACAGGCAUUUACUGAAGCAUUUGAAAGGGAACUAAGAAGACAUAAAGUUCAAGAGAAUAUUGGACCUCUAGGGAUACAUGAGAAGGAGGAGGAAACAGAAAAAAUAUAUACAGAAGAAUCUGUUCAUAAAGGAACUCCAGAAUGUAGUCAGCCCUGGAAGAUUUACUCUAGAAAAACCACAGCUCAAAGUCCAAGAGGUGGCCUCCCAAAGCCAAAUAAAGCAGUUCCAAUGAAAGUAAGUGAACACAGUCUCCUGCCCCUUAUGCUGGAGCAGUUUCCAUUUCUCUCUAUUUCUGGCCCAACACUAAGCAAAAUGUGGAAACAGCAAAUUGCACAAGUUGAACAGCUUAAAAAAGAGGCAUGUAGAGAAAAUCGAUCAAAGAAGAAACUCCAAGAUGAAAUAGAAGAAGCCCUAAGAAGGCAUGACCUCCUUACUACCCUUGUCAAGAGAGAAUAUGAACACAACAAGAGACUGCAAGACUUCAAGGACUGCAUUCAGAGACAGAGGUUGACCCAAUCAAAGAUAAAAGAAAAUCGACAGGCAAUUGUUCGUGCUCGAAAAUAUUACGAUGAUUAUAGAGUUCAGUUGCACGCAAAAAUGAUGAGGAUGAGGACCCGGGAAGAAAUGAUAUUUAAGAAACUGUUUGAAGAGGGUUUAAACAUUCAGAAGCAAAGAUUACGAGACCUAAGAAACUAUGCCAAAGAAAAGCGAGAUGAACAAAGGAGACACCACCAGGAUGAACUGGACUCCAUGGAGAACUACUAUAAAGACCAGUUUUCAUUGCUGGCAGAAGCCAUAUCACAGGAACAUCAAGAACUUAAAGCCAGAGAGAAAUCUCAGGCGCAGACUUUACAUAAGGUGAAGAGGGAGCUGAGAUCUAAGAUGGAGAAGGAAAUUCAGCAACUGCAGGACAUGAUAACACAGAAUGAUGAUGAUGUUUUCUUCCGGGAACUGGAAGCUGAGCGCUUCAGAUCUCGGCUUCAGCUGGCUUCCUUUCAGUACAGUAAAAGUCCCUCACUAUGACGUAAGACAUGCUCAUAGGUGAGGGUUUCAGAGCCCUUUCCCAGGACAGAGCUAGAAUUAACCCAGUAAACUGUCUAAGCCAGAAAAAAACCAUUUUCAAAUGCUUUAUAUUUUCAUUCCAGUACUUACGAUUUUUUAAAUAAAAAUUAUUUUCUAAAA